Messenger RNA from Eimeria tenella, 482 nucleotides. RefSeq lists its product as uncharacterized. The annotation marks the transcript as partial. Lineage: Eukaryota; Apicomplexa; Conoidasida; Eucoccidiorida; Eimeriidae. The transcript is spliced from 4 exons. The record is from RefSeq and is a predicted model, not a curated record.
UGAUCCAAGUGGUGGCGACUCACAUGGGCCCCAUAGAAGCUUCUUUUUUGUUUACUUCGAUUGGAGUGGGGGGGCUUUUUCUCUUAUCUCAAGUGCAUUAUCUCCCGGCAGUUAUUUUCAUUUAUUUGAUGCGUGGUGCUUUUCAAAACGCGUCAACUCCCAUAGACCGCAGCGUGUGUCUGGAUUUGAUAUCUCCGGGGCUGGUGGGCCGCUGGGCGGCGCUGCAGUCGCUGGCGACUUUGAUGUGGAGCUUCUCAGCCCUUUUUGGGGGUUUUCUCGCGGACUUCACCGACUACAGGAGGAUCUUCACUUUCACCGGCCGCAUCUACAUAAUGGCGCAGCUGGUGUACCUGCCCUGCUUGUGGCUGCUGCCCCGCCACCACCAGCUAGCUGCUCACCGCCGCCAGCUAGCUAGCCAGCUAGCUAGCCAGCAACUCCCCAAAAUCGUCAAGCCGGAGCUCUCCCCCACCACUUCAGGCUGA